CAGAAUUCAACAAAAAUAAUGAUAGUAAUAACGUAACAAGAGUGAGCUGGCAGUGGUCGUGGGUGUAUGCCACUUUUAAAUUACGUAUUGAUAACAAUGAAGUUUGUUUUUAAGAUACGCUGAAAAUAUUUAAAUAAACUUCACAGUAAAAUUUCAAAGAAUGGAACAAUUGCAAUUUUUUCCAAUGACCUUAUCUCCACUUUGGCUACGUAGCUAACAAUUAGCACCAGUAUGUUGUGUUGUUGAGGAUCCAGCCAGUCUAAUGGAUGAAGAUUUUUUGCUGGCUGUCCAGCUACAGGAGCAGUUUGACUAUGAGGCGUCCAGUUCUGUAUGGGGCGAUGAUAAUAAUUAUGAGCAGAGUAAUAAAAAGAGAAAGCUUGAAGUGAACAGUGCCAUUGUUCCGUAUUCUGCUCCACCCGAAAGGCCCUUAUCGAUAGUGGAUGAGUCGUGGGAGAUGCUCGAUCCGAGUCCCGAUGUUAGGGCGAUGUUCCUUGAUUUCAACGAUAAAUUCUUUUGGGGGAAACUCGGUGGCGUGGAGGUUAAAUGGAGUCCGCGAAUGACACUAUGUGCAGGAGUGUGUUCUUAUGAAGGCAGAGGUGGUCUCUGCUCAAUUCGUCUAAGUGAGCCGUUGCUGAAACUAAGACCACGCAGAGACUUAGUGCAGACCCUUUUACAUGAGAUGAUCCAUGCUUUGCUGUUUGUGACACAAAACAACAGAGAUCGAGAUGGCCACGGCCCGGAAUUCUGCAAGCACAUGAACAGGAUAAAUCAAGCUAGUGGGUCAAAAAUCACUGUGUACCACACCUUCCAUGACGAGGUGGACCUGUAUCGUCAGCACUGGUGGCGAUGCAAUGGGCCCUGCCAAAAGCGGAAGCCUUUCUUUGGUUAUGUGAAACGUGCCAUGAACCGGCCUCCCUCAGCCCUAGACCCGUGGUGGGCUGACCAUCAGCGCUCCUGUGGUGGCACUUACGUGAAGAUCAAAGAGCCUGAGAACUAUGGGAAGAAGCACAAGAAAGGAGAGAACCAAGAUAAGAAGGCCCCAACCCAACCAAAGGGCAAGAACAGACCCUCCAGCACCGUCACAGGCAAAUCCGGUGGACAGGACAUAAGGAAUGUCCUCCCAUUCAGUGGCAGAGGUUUUGUCCUUGGGGGGAGUUCUCAGCUGUCCUCCCCUAAAAAACCUACUGAGUCCCAUAAUGGCAGACUUCCAGGAGAACCCUUGGGUUCCUUGAAUGUUGUGUGGUUACCACCAACCCCAACUGUACCCAGAGAUGCUAACGUUUCUCCCCAGAGCAGUCCCAGCAUGGCAAGUUCCCAAUUUACUGGGAGUUCCAGCUUUGGAAAAUCCCAGGAUGCUGCAAAAUCUCACCCCUCAGGUAAAAAAUCUGUCAGCAACACCAAAGCUUUCAUCAAUAUAAAUGGAUCUCCAGUAAGAAUUCCUGGUACUGGUAAACGUGAGACAAAACCCUUGAACAAUCAGACGGAAAUCAGCAGGGCAAAACAAAAAUCUUUUGAUGACCUCUUCCACAACAAAGGAGUAAAGUCUCUUCUCAGAUCAGGGGUUAGUACUUCUAGUGCUUCCAAAUUACCAAGUGAGACCACAAGACUAUCUGAUGCAAGCAAUGGAAGGAUAUUAGAGGACACCUUGACCUCUAAGAGCUUUACGCAUUCAUCAAUUGAAGGCACUUCCUUGAACGUCAAGAAGCCCAUUAUCCCCAUUUCCACCCCCCCUGGGAGCUCCAGACCUGGGCCUUCUGGAAGCUGUUCGAAUUCUAAACACCUCAAGUCACCUGAAAAAUCAGGGUCCACUGUGCCAGUUUCCAGAAAGAGACCUUGGGACAGUCACCUCUCCACGCACAUCUUUGAUUUCUUUCAAAGGACAUCAGGUGGGUCUGACCUUAGACGGCCAGCGGAGAAGCUUCCGGCGUGUGUGCCCCCUCCCUCCGCACUGGCCGGCCCCAACAGUGCUUCAUCUCUGACAGUUAGUUGUCCCGUGUGCCAUAUCACCGUCCUGGAGUCCAAAAUCAAUGACCAUUUAGAUUCUUGCCUCGCACCCUGAUCAAUGUUACAAAUCAUGACCUUGCAACAAAAGUUUAACAGAGGGCAUGUUCCAGAAUGCUGAUUGGAUAGAGGAUUCAGAUUUCUUUCAGUCAGCUCGUUUAAAUUGUUUUGUACUUAGCUGAGCCUGUUAUUUCAGUAUUUUUGUUCUAAAACACCAGUUUGUUCUAGAUAAAUACAGGUUUGUUUUCAUACACCUCCGUUUACCCACACUGUGGCAGCACUCCAUGCUGUUCCACCUUGGCAGUGCAUUUUAAUCCUCUGACUUCUUGCAAGGUUCCCAGAAAAACUGCACGAGCGAAAAUCUUCCUAAAUACAGCUUCUGCAGUGCCAUUAAGAAAUUAAUCAGCUGUGAAAUAUUUCUCGUUUUUAUAUUUUCGGCCAUACAGUCAACAGAUUUAUUUUUAAAGAUUUUUUAAAAACGGACUUAAAUAAAUUUCACGGUUGUGCAAAAUAAACUACAAUAAGGGCUGUUUCUAAAAACCUCAGAGUGCUGCUUGUUCAGUGCCUACACUUGCUUUUACACUGGAGGUCUUGGUGCUUCAGUGACCUGGAUAACUGCAGGUACAGCCUAGUAGAGAGCGCUCGCCAGUUUUAAUGCUGUUUUACUAAAAGCUAAAAAAAAAAUCUGUAUAACUUAUGCAGUCAGUUUUUUUAAGACCUGGUUUAUGCUGCUCUCACAUCAAGACAUGCAGGUUUGUAAUACAAAUUCAGAAUAUAGAAUUUAGCUUAAUGGUCAUUGCAUUUCAUUUUUGUUUUUCUUGUUUGUUGUGGUUUAUUUAAUUCUUUUUUGUCUUUGGAAAAUAAAAUAUGCAGCUUCCAUA
Molecule: messenger RNA, 2882 nt
Organism: Paramormyrops kingsleyae
Lineage: Eukaryota; Metazoa; Chordata; Actinopteri; Osteoglossiformes; Mormyridae
Gene: sprtn
Product: SprT-like N-terminal domain
Biological process (GO): DNA repair
Cellular component (GO): nucleus
Molecular function (GO): metalloendopeptidase activity; polyubiquitin modification-dependent protein binding; single-stranded DNA binding
Source: RefSeq, a predicted model, not a curated record